AUGUCCCCGGUUACAGUCUAUCGAGCUCAAUUAGUAUCAAAGAAGGAUUUGGAAACUAUACGAAACACUUCAAAUAUUCUUUUGUCGAUACAAACAUUUAUUUUGGCCUCACGCUCUUUACGCUUCGUAACUGAUUUAUGUCGUCGAGCCAUUGACAGUCAACUUAUCGUGAUUCUCUUUGAAUUUAAUAUAUCUGAAAAUACACUCAGAGCAAACUUAAAUUCAGAUACAGUUAUUCUUAGUUUAGGUGCCCUUUUUCGAUUAGUUUGCACCGAUGUCGCCCCCGACGGGGUUUUACAUGUUCAGCUUGAAUCUGCUGAGGAAUUCAUGCAUGGUAUAAAAGAACAAUUACAGUACAAGAUCGGUGGACGACUUGCCUGGCUAACAUUCGGUAAUUAUUUGGCUUAUCGAAAGCAGUUCAGUGCUGCCAAAGAGUACUGUUAUUAUCUGUUACAUGUGCUUCCAGACAAUCAUUCAAGUCGUGCAUCGAUCUACAAUAAUAUAGGUUUAAUCUGCUUAGCAAUGGACGAUGAUCAAGAAGCUUUCGACUGGUUCAAGAAGGCAACUUCAUCAAAUUUUUCAGUUUUAACAAAAGAUCUUGGUGAAGGAAUAUCAACAGCUACAGACUUACUGUUACCUCAAGAUUCUCUUACCAGCCCAACAGUAUUAUUGAGCAAAAUGGCCGAAAUUAGCGAUCGUUUGGGAAAUCAAACGACAGCCCUUGACUUAUAUCGACAAGUACUUGAGAUAACCACUGAUGUGAAUUUACAGGAACUUUAUCAAGAGAAAAUUACAGCUCUUUUAUUUGUUGAUGACAAUUAUUAA
Molecule: messenger RNA, 825 nt
Organism: Adineta steineri
Lineage: Eukaryota; Metazoa; Rotifera; Eurotatoria; Adinetida; Adinetidae
Source: the annotation of a GenBank genome assembly